This is a messenger RNA of Brassica oleracea var. oleracea, 1287 nucleotides long. RefSeq names its product epidermis-specific secreted glycoprotein EP1-like. NCBI's taxonomy places the organism in Eukaryota, Viridiplantae, Streptophyta, Magnoliopsida, Brassicales, Brassicaceae. The coding region runs from base 1 to 1287 and encodes 428 amino acids. The transcript is spliced from 2 exons. The record is from RefSeq and is a predicted model, not a curated record.
AUGAAAUUCUCAAUCACAUCAGCUCUCUGCUUAACUCUCUCCAUCUUCUUGAUCGGAGCACAAGCCAAAGUCCCCGUCGACGAGCAGUUCCGAGUGGUCAACGAAGGAGGCUACACCGACUACAGUCCCAUCGAAUACAACCCUGACGUGCGUGGCUUCCAGCCUUUCAACGAUAACUUCCGUCUCUGUUUCUACAACACAACCCCAAACGCAUACACUCUCGCCCUCAGAAUCGGAAACAGAGCUCAAGAAUCCACUCUCAGAUGGGUCUGGGAAGCUAACAGAGGCUCGCCGGUCAAAGAAAACGCUACGUUGACUUUCGGCGAAGACGGAAACCUCGUCCUCGCCGAAGCCGAUGGUCGCAUGGUGUGGCAAACCAACACGGCGAACAAAGGUGCCGUGGGGAUCAAGAUCUUGGAGAAUGGCAAUAUGGUAAUAUACGACAACAAGGGGAAGUUUAUAUGGCAGAGCUUUGAUUCUCCGACAGACACUCUUCUUGUCGGACAAUCACUUAAACUCAAUGGUCGGAACAAGCUCGUAAGCAGACGGUCUCCAUCGGUUAACACAAACGGACCAUACAGUCUCGUGAUGGAAGCCAAGAAGUUAGUCUUGUACUACACGACAAACAAAACUCCGAAACCUAUCGCUUAUUACAACUACGAGUUCUUCUCCAAGAUUACUCAACUACAGUCCAUUACGUUCCAAGCCCAGGAAGAUUCCGACACCACGUGGGGUUUACACAUGGAAGGCGUCGACUCUGGGUCUAAAUUCAACGUCUCCACGUUCCUCUCGCGUCCAAAACACAAUGCCACGUUGAGUUUCAUUAGGUUGGAAUCAGACGGAAACGUUAGAGUUUGGAGUUAUAGUACCGCAGCGACUGCGACCGCUUGGGACGUGACCUACACGGCGUUUACUAACGACGAUACUGACGGUAACGACGAGUGUAGGAUCCCUGAGCAUUGCUUGAACUUUGGUUUGUGUAAGAAAGGUCAGUGUAACGCUUGUCCUAGCGACAAAGGGCUACUUGGAUGGGACGAGACUUGUAAGACUCCGAGUCUAGCAAGUUGCGAUCCCAAGACGUUUCAUUAUUUCAAGAUCGAAGGAGCUGAUAGUUUCAUGACUAAGUAUAACGGUGGUUCCUCGGCAACGGAGAAAGCGUGUGGAGCCAAGUGCACAAGGGAUUUUGAGCUGACUUCGAUCAUUUAUGAGUGUGAGCUAGGCAUGGGCGUUCAGGUGUUCGGGUCGGGUUGGACCGGUUUUUUCGGGUACGGAUCUUUCGGGUGCUAA